This is a messenger RNA of Marasmius oreades (fairy-ring Marasmius), 2076 nucleotides long. RefSeq lists its product as uncharacterized. Lineage: Eukaryota; Fungi; Basidiomycota; Agaricomycetes; Agaricales; Marasmiaceae. Bases 131 to 1927 code for a protein of 598 amino acids. The record is from RefSeq and is a predicted model, not a curated record. The transcript has 11 exons.
GUUUUGUUCGGUCCGGUGACUCCGCUCCAUCGAGGAACCCCACAUAGUAGAGUACACCUGUUCAUUUCAUGACAGAACGUAAUCAUCACCUUCCUUCUUGCUCGCGUUUUUCCGAAUCCGCUGACCAGACAUGUCCUUCUUUGCUGGCGUAUCUAAAUCCAGUCUUACAUUCAACAAGUCGUCUUUCAACGCAGUCCAGGGAGAUAUCAUCAAUCAUUAUUAUAGCGCUCACUCUGGCGAUGAACAGGCGGAAGCUGGGGACUUUCGCCACAUUCGACUCGGCGACGUUAAGCUUCUCAAACGUGUCUGGAGCGAUGACGUCCAAAUCAACGCUCGGAAUCAACCCAACUCCACCUCGAGAUUCAAGCCCAACAACCCUUUCAGGAUACGACUUCUCAAGGCCAGCUCUAUGAACUCCGUAAAAGUGACACGAAACGUCUAUCAUGUAGGUGUUGUAGGACACCGGGAAGAGAGAUUUACUGCCACAAUCUACGAGCAAGAGUCAGAGUCAGAAACGGGCGGUCGUGAGGAUGAUCCAGCUCGAAAGAUCUGGCGGGACGAUUUUCUGUCUGUCAUAUCUAUGAGGCACCCGCACAUUCCUCAGCUGUUCGGAUACGGGUCGUCAAAACUACCAUUUCUCGUUUUUCACGGAGGUCUUGUCAGAGGUAAUGAGAUCUUUGAGCGGUACAUGAUGGAUAAGAUUGUCCUUUGCUAUCUGGACUACCAAUCCCGAGCUUCCUUCGAGAACCUCUACUACAGCCCUCUCAGGGACAUAUCCCUCGAAUCUACAGAUAUCGGCUCAUGGUGGUUUAAUCCCGAAAACGACUCAUUCCAGUGUGAUCUAACAGUCGUCUCUCGAGCCCGGAGGUCGGAUGGUGGAGAACCCGAACAGGACCAUGGUGGAGGACGAGCUGGAACUGUUCCACAACCGUCUACAGGAGAUUACUGUAUCAUCUACAGACAAACUACAGCCAACGCUGCUUCACGGAACAUCAUUGACCACUUCAGAAGGUUUUUACCCGAUUUCAUCACAGCAAUAUCCAGGCUCGGGCAUUCACAACGAUACAAUGAUCUGCAAAUGUUGUCUACAUACUCGCUAGACGGGACGUUGACGUUUGGAUCGAUCGUUGUUCCAUCAAAUAAAAAAAUUGGACCUGUCGUCGGAUAUUUGGAGUCAUACCCAGCCCCCAAAUGGCGAUUUUUGAAAGAUAACUCGUAUUGUCCCUUAGGUGCAGUGAUGGCGUGUUCCUCGAUUGAAAAUACCGCAGUCAGACUAACAUUCAACUCUGAUUGUGUCGAAAAUAGGGAAGGAAAGUUACGACUUUAUCUUCGCUUUGCACUCGAGUCACCACAAGAAAAUCACAAUCUGUAUUCAACCGCAUUCUUGAGUCAGGCCAACUAUUUAGGAACCCAGGUUGGGUGCGUUCCGUCAGAUUUUGUAUUCCUGAAUUGGCUAGAAAUCUCUCUCGAAGGCACCAUCCCGAAGCAAUCCACGGAGACCCUUUAUCUCACCAUUCCCCCGAUACAGCCCGACGAGAACUCCCCGCAUGUGAAGCUUCCGUUAUCAGCUUCCUCGAUGUUCUUUUGGUCUUUGUCCCCUCAAGGAUACCCAAAGCUGACGGCUGCCGAAAUCGAAUCACGCGGUUUACAGGAUAUUGGAAUCAAGUUCUAUGUGGGGACGUCUUGGAACCCCGUUCGACAUGAAGCUGUUCGACAAUACCUUACCCUCGAGAAUUAUGACCUGUACAGCAAGGCUUAUGCACAAGACCGAGGGUACCCUUUGAUUGACCUUUCCUCAGGUCUCAUACCUUCUACCUCGUACAACGGAGACCGCCCGAAACGCGAAACAGCUCCGAGUCGUCGCCGACGAGUCAUCAUUUCAAAGACGGGGACGUUUCGGAAGGUGUCCGGAAGAAGAAGCAAUUAACCGCUGAGAUGAAUCCAGGCGGCAAGACGUCCCGGCGGGCCAGAUGCCUGAGCACUGUCCGGUUAGGAAUUUGGCUGGUGUUCGGAUAGAAAUCUAUAGAAAUCAGGACCGUUCAGGCUGCCGGGGGGUCCUGGUGUGAUUAACCGAUA